CUUUGACUCAUCAAAUUCUCUCAAUGUGUAAGCCUAAAUAUAGUCAUGUGUGAUCUUGUUUGAUUUGUCUUAACAUAUAGAUUAUUAAUAUAUAAUUUCUAUAAUUUUUUAAUAUACAAAUUACAAGAUAAAAUGGAUUAAAGAAGUGCAUUGGAUGGUGUGUAAAAAUGAAAGUGGACAAAUACAGGGGGACGGAGGGAGUAGAAAACAACGAGUAUAGUAAACUACUCCUUAGGGCAAGCCGUGUGCAACUAAUUUAAUCCUAAGUUUUCAAACGCUCCUAUAUAUCUAUGACAAUAAUGAUAGCUAAAAUAAAGAUAAUACAUAGUAUGAAAAAUACAGUUGGCAGUUCACAUGUAGUUCCAGAGUCAGUUUCUGCAUGGGGUAAUUAUGAGAACAUGACUUGGGACCAACAGGUUGUGUAUGAUGCAAUGGCACCUAAUGCUUUUCCUGCAUCGUCAAAUUUUAAUGAUGUUCCGAGCUCAUCGUCUCAUCAACAUACUGACGAUAUUAAUACAUUGUCUGAUCAAUUUUUAAAAGUGUUGAAGGCAGCUGACGAGCCGUUAUAUCCUGAUUGCGAUGAGAAAUCGACAUUAGCUGCCGUGUCAGAAAUCUUGAGCAUAAAGUCGGAUUGGAAUCUCCCAGAGGCCUGCCUAAAAGCUCGUUUCUCGCACUCCAGCUCGUUCUUGCGAAACACGGAGAAGGCAAAGCAAAGGCAAUAUUAUGGGGGGCGUCGUUCUGUGAGCGAGCACAUCAAGAAGAUGGAGCAAGAGGACAAAGUCGUUCCAAAUCAACUCAAGGUCAUUAACCGCUUGUUUGUGAAGAAGGGUUCCCAGCCGUCUCAAGAAGUUGCUAAAAUCAAGAAAGAUUACAAGGAGAAGCUCCUUCUAAAGAAGCAAGCCGCAUCCGGAUCGGGGUCUAAUUCUAUAAGUCUUGAUGAUGUUGCUGAGGAAGAACUAGAAGAUGACCUUGGGUUGUACGUCGAGGUGGUGGGGAACAACAAGAACCGGGUCUUCGGGCGGGGCUGUGAAGCUGGAUCCUCGGAAUCACUUUCUUCGGGAGGCACUAGUCAUGAAGACUACGCUGCCCGGCUGAAGACCGAAUUGGAGCUGAAAUUGGAGAAAAAAUUUGAAGCAAAAUUUCAGGAAAAAAACGACGAAAUCCGCAAAGACACCUGGACUCGCGAACCUGCCCCGCUCUCCGACGCAGGGAACCCCGCUUUUAGAAAUGAUUCUGACGACGAAGGGUGGACCUUUCCUUCACCUGUCGAUCGUUUGCUAUCAUCGCUCAGCAACGGAGGAGAUGAGAAGCAGACGCCGAACCCUAAUUCUGGGGUUGGGGAUUUGAUGAAGGACUUGCAGGAUGAUCUUGAGGAGCUUGAUGAUGAUAAUGAUGAAGGUAAAGGCCUUGCCGGGGAGGGUAGUUCCAAGGGUGAUGUUGUGGAGGAUGAGGAGGAAUUUGAUGUGCGGAAAUCCAUUGGAAUGGACUCCACUCUUGAUUUCGAG
Cuscuta campestris is the source of this 1505-nucleotide messenger RNA. NCBI's taxonomy places the organism in Eukaryota, Viridiplantae, Streptophyta, Magnoliopsida, Solanales, Convolvulaceae. The record is from the annotation of a GenBank genome assembly.